AUGGCCCGAAUCGGCGCCCAGCUCAGCCGCGGCGCGCCGCCGGCCUCGCUCCUGCUCGUGAUCGCCCUUGCGGCCUUGGCCGCGCUCGCCGCCCCCGCGGCCGCCCAGACCCUCGCCCUCAGCUACUGCCGCGACUGCUCAUAUCGCUGCAACAAGCAGAUCGACGUGGCACAAACCAACUACACCGCCGCCCUGACCACAAUCAAGUCGCUGCAGACGCAGCUGGCCGCCGCCACCGCCGCCAGAAACACCGCCACCGCCGAGGCAGCGUCGCUGCGCACCCAGCUGGCCGCGGCGCAGACCACGAUCCAGACGCUGACCUCCCAGCUGCAGGCGGCGACGGCGCCCCCCCCCCUCGUCGACGGCGCCGGCCACGACGACCACCAGCGACGGCGGCAGCAACUGCGCGGCCGCGCUGGCCGAGGCGCAGGCUGCCUCGGCCGCGCUGUCCGCGCACUGGCUGACGCGCGGGCCACCAUCGCCGCCCUCAACGCAACGAUUAACGCGGCGCCGGCGACGCAGGGGACGACGGACACCACUUGCUCGGCUCAGCUCUCCAAUGCGACAGCCAGCCUGUCCACCUGCCAGACCAGCCUUGCUGCGGCCAACGCCAAGAUCUUGCAACUGCAGAAGGAUAUAGCCGGCUACCAGCAGGCCGCCGCGAUCAGUGCAAACACCUGCAACGGGCAGCUCUCUUCCUGCCAGUUCAACCUGGAUAUGUGCAACACCCAGAGGGUGCAGCUGCAGGGGCAGCUGCAGCAGACGCAGCUGUCCUACAUGGACCAGAUCAACAAGUGCCAGGUCUCCUUGGCCGGCUGCCAGCAAAACCUCACGACGUGCCAGACCCCUACAGGGCGCCGCUGA
Molecule: messenger RNA, 864 nt
Organism: Monoraphidium neglectum
Lineage: Eukaryota; Viridiplantae; Chlorophyta; Chlorophyceae; Sphaeropleales; Selenastraceae
Exons: 3
Coding region: 1-864 (287 amino acids)
Source: RefSeq, a predicted model, not a curated record